GCAUCGUGAGUGGCCGCCUUUAGUUAUCGUUACGUGAAACGCACGCGCUGACAGGGACAGUCAGACGCAACAAUGAAUCGCGAUAUUGAUACUGGUCGUGUGAUUGAAGAAGUUCGGCUGCGAAAAUGUUUAUGGGACGCCAGUGACAUAUUCGAUAAAAAUAAAGACGCCCGAUUGAAGGCCUGGAACGACAUCGUAAUCGCACUGUUUGAGGAUGUGCAGGAAAAUGAAAAAAACGAUUUGGCAUUAUUGAUACCGAAGACACCUCCAAUAUUUCUACAUUGGAGAACGCUGAAAACACGCAAUCGGAACAAGAAUAGGGAUCGUCGCAAAUGCUGCGCAUACCAAAAAGGAAGAAACGCCAACCCCUCCAAGAAAAUAACAAUUUAGAAAAAGAACUGUUAACUUUGCUAAGCAAUUAAACGCCAGAUAUUGACAACGACGACCUGGCCUUUUUUCAUCUUUGGGCCCAGUGUUAAAGAGCUUUAAUCUUGUACAAAAUUUCGUUCUACAGUGUUAGCAGUGGCAAUGGAUAUUCAUAAUAUGUACCCUAGAGCUAACAGUUCAUCGACAAAUUACACAACGAAUAAUGAGGUUCAAGGUAAUGAUGGCACUUGGUCAACAUAUGUGCUACGGAUGUACCACAUGUAAAUUUGAUUACAAUAAAUCGAUUUAAAACAACUUGU
Molecule: messenger RNA, 686 nt
Organism: Harmonia axyridis
Lineage: Eukaryota; Metazoa; Arthropoda; Insecta; Coleoptera; Coccinellidae
Exons: 2
Coding region: 73-390 (105 amino acids)
Source: RefSeq, a predicted model, not a curated record